GUGUGUUUUGCUCUAUCUGUGUAUACUAGUAAAUAUGACAAAGGGACGCCGAAGCCCGGCAUCAGAAAGUCCAGUAAGACACAGGUCAAAACACAAGGACAGGUCAAGGUCCAGGAGUCCGAGAGAUCGUAAACAGAGUCACCGAAGGGAUGGUGGUGAUCACAGGGAUAGCAGACGAGAACACAAACAUGACAGAAAUCAUGAACGCAGGCAUAGGAGUAGAUUUGAAGCAGAAGGUAAUGAGCGUCCCAUUAAACAGGAAAGAGAUGUAGAGAGGAGUCAAAGACAUGAAAGAGAAAGAAAUGAUGACAGACGGCGAGAGGCUAGACGAGAAAGAGACAGGAACCCCCCAAAUGAGCCUUCAGCAGAAGAAGAGCCUGUGCCAAAAGAGGGACCCAACUUUGAGGUCUCCGGAAAGUUAACUGAAGAGACCAAUACAUACAGAGGUGUAGUCAUUAAAUACAGUGAGCCACAAGAAGCACGUAAGCCCAGGAAAAAGUGGCGCUUGUAUCCAUUCAAAGGGGAAGAAGCCCUGCCUGUCAUGCACAUUCACCGCCAGAGUGCUUAUUUGAUCGGGCGAGACAGAAUUGUUGCUGAUAUAGCAGUUGAUCAUCCAUCGUGUUCAAAGCAGCAUGCAGUGCUGCAGUACCGUCUGGUGAGUUAUAAGCGUGAAGAUGGCAGUGUAGGGAGGAGAGUGCGUCCAUAUGUCAUCGAUCUCAAUUCUGCCAAUGGCACAUUUGUUAACAAUAAGAAAAUUGAGCCACAGAGGUAUGUUGAACUCCUGGAGAAAGAUGUUGUGAAGUUCGCAUUCAGUUCGAGAGAGUAUGUGCUUUUACAUGACAACUGUCAAACAGAUGAACCUCAAGAUGAUGAGGGAAACUGUCUCAGAUUGACCACCGCAUCUGUGUAGAAGUAGAAAUUCUGUGUGAAUAUUCUAAAUAAAAAAAUAACAACAAUGUAAUUUACUUUAAUGUUGCAGGUAACAGUCUUACCCAUCAGUGAUUUACAAGAUAGGGACUCUACACAGCCAAUCCACAACGUACAUGUUAGUGUAUUAGGAUGACGAAUAUUAUUUUUUCUUUGUGAAUUUUUUUUUUUUUCACCUCAGAGAUUUUUACCUGUGGAUAAUUUUUGGACAAGAUACCUCGAUAAGUGUACAAGGAUCAUACAGUUCAUUUUUACUGAGGCAUAUUACUGUUAUAUUUUACCUCUCACACUGAUGACCUACUCUUCCCUCUUCUGGUCACAGCAUUUUCACAUAUGUCUGUUUUCUUUAUUUGCAGGGAUUGCGAAAUGAAAAUUUGAUAAAUUGUUUAAUGUGAAAUUUUGAAUUGUGAUGGCAGAAUGCCUGUACCU
Molecule: messenger RNA, 1356 nt
Organism: Liolophura sinensis
Lineage: Eukaryota; Metazoa; Mollusca; Polyplacophora; Chitonida; Chitonidae
Product: smad nuclear-interacting protein 1-like
Molecular function (GO): protein binding
Source: RefSeq, a predicted model, not a curated record